AUGGAGGGAGACAGAGAUAUGCCAAAGCGGCCGUGGGAUACCUGCCGAGAGGUCCCAAUCAUUGAAGAUGAACAGACACCGUGGAAAUUGAUCAAACUGCUGAAGUUCAUCACUUUGUUAGUGGUGGCUGUGAUUGUGUUUGGAUCGGCGCUAUGCAGCAAGACGGCAUUCCUCCUCCUCGUCACCUUGGCCAACAGAGAUACAAAGACGCUCCCGGCCAAGGAGAAACCCGCCGCUCUGCUAUGUAUCGGCUGCGCUCUCAUUGCCUCCAGCGUCCUCCUGUUGCUCAAAAGCUUCUGGAAAGCAUGCUACAAAACAUCCAAGUUGCCGAGGAAAUCAACCGCUGCCCUCGUUCUGUUCUUUGAGUUCCUGGUGUCGACGGGUGCAGCGAUUCUCACCAUCGUGGCGAUGCCUCACUUGGACAUUGUCACAAAUGUGACGAUACUGAACAGCGUAGCAGUCCUCUCUGCACUCCUACAGGUGGUGACUCAGUGCACCUCCAAGCAAAAGAACUGCUUCAUACUGCCCUCCAUCAUCGCCAUCGUCCUCAUUUUUCUCGGCUACGUCCUGUUCAUCACCUUGUACACAUUGAAAGACCCUACAGACGUCAAGAUGAGCACUUGGGUGGGUCUGGCUGUUGGUGGGUCCAUCCUGGUGUCUUUUAACUGGUGGGAAAACUACUUGAGGCUGAUCAGCAAGAGCAGAAGCUCCAAAUUCCUCAGGGACCUGAUCGAAGACGUGACAAAAUGCCAGAACCUGCUGCACAUCCUCUCCAGCCUGCUCAGGAUCGUGGUGACUGCCAUCGUGCUCGGGGCCUUUGUCCCUCUGGACGGCCUGGACUGGAACAUCGUUACCGAAAUCCCACGCCGUGAGACGAGGAUUUUAGAGAUAAUCAUUGGAGUCCAGCUUAUCUCGUCUGCACUCUGCCACUGGUUUGCUUUGGCAGCCUGUAAGAUGCACGCCCUGCGACGCUGCUUCAUCCUGCCGUUGUACCUGGCCACUCUGGCUGUCAUGGUUCUGUUCAUCACCCCAGUCUUCGUCUCCUAUCAGGACUACAGAAUAAGCAUGAACGGGACCUCAAGCAUCAACCUCUCAGACUACUGUAAUGUAGUCGUGAAUGGAACAAGGGAAAUAGAGAAUGGAGUGUUUCGAGACCUGGUUCUGGAUGUUACAGAUACUCUGUGCUCUCUGGGAUUUUACACCGUAACUGACAUCAGCUUACUGACAGCUUCAGCCACAUCCUGGUGGAUUGGUCUUGUGUUGGCCACACUCCAUCUCUGGAAUCUAAAUGUGAAUCGUAUCCAGAGGACCCAGGAUCUGUUCAUCAGGCGUUUGUACGAGGGAACCUUCAUCGAGCAGUCCCUGCUCCUCAACACCCGCUACGACAUCCAGACCAAGGGCCGGAGGAAGAAGAAUUUCAAGGAAUCUGAAAAGGUGAUGCUGUACCUGUGUGCGACCAUGUGGCACGAGACCUACGACGAGAUGAUGAACAUUCUCAUCUCAAUCUUUAGACUGGACAGGUACAGACCGAAGAAUGAGGCAAAGUUCAAUGAUUUCACCUUUGAAGCCCACAUCUACUUUGACGAUGCUUUCAUGCAAGUUGAAGGCUGUCGGGAGCGUCACCUCAACGAAUAUGCUGAGAAUCUUGUUAAGAUCAUCACAGAGGUUUACGGCAUCUUCAAGAACAUUGACGCAAAGUUCUUCAGAAACCAGCAGCAACUCCCCGAUCAGAAGAUCAUAAGGACGCCGUACGGAGGGCGUCUAAUCAUCACCAUGCCUCACGGAAACAACAUCGUGGUUCACUACAAGGACAAAGAGCUCAUCCGACACAAGAAGAGGUGGUCCCAGGUCAUGUACCUUUACUACCUUUUUGGCUGGAAACUCAUGACCAAAGGAGAUCCAGGUGAGAUGAGAGAGGCAUCACCCUCUGAGCAUAGAAGACUGUGAUGAAUUUUUAAAAACAAAGAAAACUUUGCCUGUUUUCUCCAGAAAGAGAAGCACAACACCUACCUGCUGGCGUUGGACGGGGACACAGACUUCCAGCCUGCUGCCGUGAUGCUGCUCAUCGACCGCCUGAAAAUGUACCCUCGUGUUGGGGCAGCAUGCGGAAGGAUUCACCCAACUGGAUCAGGUCCUGCCGUGUGGUUCCAGAAGUUCGAGUAUGCCGUGAGCCACUGGCUGCAGAAGACUGCGGAGCAUGUGUUCGGAUGUGUACUCUGCAGCCCGGGCUGCUUCAGUCUGUUCAGAGCAGAGGCGCUAAUGGACGACAACGUGAUGAGGAAAUACUCCACAAAGUCCAUGGAGGCCGGCCACUACAUUCAGUACGACCAAGGUGAAGACCGUUGGCUGUGCACACUUCUGUUGAAGCAGGGCUGGAGAGUGGAGUACAAUGCGGCAUCUGACGCCUACACCAAUGCCCCAGAGGACUUCAAAGAACUCUACAACCAGCGCCGACGAUGGGGACCGUCCACCAUGGCCAACGUGGUGGAUCUUCUGGGUUCCUCCAACAUCAUCUCCAAAAGGAACCCGUCCAUGUCCAAACCGUUCAUGUUCUAUCAGAUGUUUGCCAUCUUCUCGGCCAUUCUGGCACCUGCCACUAUCUGCCUCCUGGUUGCAGGUAGUUUGUCCUUCCUCCUCGACAUCAGCUCUAGUGCGACCCUGGUCAUUGCUACAAUACCUCCCGCCAUCUACCUGGCUCUUUGCUUCAAGCUCAAGUCCGACACUCAGAUCACAAUAGCAGCUAUGAUGAGCGUCUUUUAUGCUUUCCUCAUGUUGGUCGUGUCAAUGACCCUCAUCGGCUCAAUGGUGGAGAGCAGAACCAUCCUGACACCCAGCAGCCUUUUUGUGAUCGCCAUGGCCAUGAUCUACAUCAUCACCGCAAUAAUGCAUCCUCAGGAAAGUAACCUCGUGUUCUACGGCUUUCUGUACAUCAUCUGCAUCCCCAGCGCCUAUCUCCUGCUCACCAUCUACUCCAUGGUCAACAUGGACAAUGUCUCUUGGGGCACCAGGGAGACAAAACCUGCUCCCGGGUCUGCUGCUGCAGCUGCAGCUACUCCACCGCAGAAAACAUCAGAAAAAGCCAAAAGCUUCUUCCAAAGCUUCUUCUCAUGGUUCAAAUGUUGCAAAAAGUCCGACCGUAAAUCACAAACCGAAGAGCCAGCUAACAGCCAGGAGAACAGGAUCCUAGGGUCCACCGACUCUGAUCCUCAACCUCUAAACACUAUUGUGGAUGACUCCCCCAAUCCAGAACAAGGGCUCAUGCCACCUGCUUCCGAGUCCAAUCAAGAUUGGGUUGUACAACUACAGGAUUUGUCCACUGACAUGCAACUGGAGGAGGAGUCUCUCGACGAGAACGAGGAGGUUUUCUGGAAAGAGCUGCAGGAAAAAUACCUGCUGCCUCUACCUGAUGACAAAGAGAGGCAGAAGAAGAUCAAAAGUGACCUGAAACAGCUGAGGAACAAGAUCAACUUUGCCUUCUUCACGUUGAACGCCAUGUGGCUGGUGGCAACGUUCACCCUGCAGGCCUUCAAGGUCUUCUCCAUUGACAUCCCGAAGGUUAGCCUCAAUCUGACAGUAACCAACGAGUCCAUCCCAAUCGAACCCAUCGGCUUCAUGUUCAUUCUGGGAUUCGGACUAUCGGUUCUGCUCCAGUUCAUUGCCAUGUUCUACCACAGAAUCUACACGCUCAUCCAUUACGUUGCCUUUUUGGACACUGAGCCCAAAGAGCAGAAACCCAAUGAGAAGUCGAAACUAAAGGACGACACCAGCUCCAUAGUGGACUCAACCUACGGCUCCCAGUACGGCUCGGAAAUGUUUGACGAAUUCAGCCUCGACGGUUCAAUUUCAGCAUAA
Molecule: messenger RNA, 3852 nt
Organism: Mugil cephalus (flathead mullet)
Lineage: Eukaryota; Metazoa; Chordata; Actinopteri; Mugiliformes; Mugilidae
Product: chitin synthase chs-2-like
Exons: 22
Cellular component (GO): cell periphery; cell septum
Molecular function (GO): chitin synthase activity
Source: RefSeq, a predicted model, not a curated record